GAAUAUCAGUUCGUUAUUAUCUACUAUUCCGAGCCCGUGACACUUUCCAAAUCGCCUGUCUGCUAUAAUAUCUAAACAUCCCCAUCUUCUAAAAUAUGACCCCUACCUUUCACAUGAACAACUUCAAGCCGUGGGCUCACCCUCUGGAAAGCCAUUUUCACCAUGCAAAUCACCCAAUCCAUGUACCCCAAGAACCCGAAAAAUUCCCUCGCCCCAAACCUCAUCAUGAUUCCCUUCCAAGCACUUUGCCACUUCCCUCGGUAGCUGCACAUGUAGUGCGACUGUAUAAAUGUUGUUGAUGGAUGCAAUUCAGACAAAGAGGGGAAGGGGUGGAGAUGAGAUUUCGAGCACGAUUUUAUUCAAUAACGGUGAGGAAAUAGAUCAGGCAAAGCACUAAAGUCUUCAGGUAAAUAGCAGCCAAAGAGGGCCGGGGGAGC
Molecule: messenger RNA, 437 nt
Organism: Aspergillus ruber CBS 135680
Lineage: Eukaryota; Fungi; Ascomycota; Eurotiomycetes; Eurotiales; Aspergillaceae
Exons: 3
Coding region: 96-299 (67 amino acids)
Source: RefSeq, a predicted model, not a curated record